Molecule: messenger RNA, 17610 nt
Organism: Pocillopora meandrina
Lineage: Eukaryota; Metazoa; Cnidaria; Anthozoa; Scleractinia; Pocilloporidae
Source: the annotation of a GenBank genome assembly
AUGUUAUUUUGGUAUUAUCCUUCACCAGGGAACUGCACCUUCGAUGAGAGAACAUUCUGCAGCUGGUCCAAUGAAAGAUACGCCGACCAUUUCGAUUGGGUACUUGGACAAGGAAAUUCUCUAAGCAGUGACACUGGACCAAUUACUGACUACGCAGGUACAUUAGAUGUUUCAUUUUUCUACGCAAUGUACCCUUUGAAAUAAAGUACCGUCUGGAAACUUUAUAUUCAGAUAAAGUAAAGUCCUUACAUGUAUCUUAAUGAUUCGCAGAGUUAACUGACAAAAUUAUGUUAUUUUCAUAUGAAAAGAUGGUGCGAUUGGGUCUUACUCAUGAUCUAUUGGAGGACAGACGAUGAUGUCAUCAUUAACAGAGUUUAACUUUUUCUAUCAAACGAAACAAAUAGAUUCCAUGUUGCCGAGCGUCUGUCUACUAAUAGAUAGAUCCCAGAAGACAUCAAAAUAUGGCGGGAACAACAGUGACGCACUUAUCUGCUCUUUGGGUGCAGAUAUUUUUGUUACACAGAAUAUUCACACGGUUUUUCAGGUUUUCCACGUGUAUUCUUCACUAAUGAAACAUAGCAUUACACCCUUUUUUAUACGCAUGGCCCGACUUACACGCACAAAAUAUUUUUGCUUACGUCAUAUGACGUCUAUCAGGAUAUCCAGUCCUCUGCCGUGAGAACACUUGACUAUUAACAUAAAUUCCCUUUAGAAACAAGGGAAUACCAUUACUUAACAUUUCAACCACGUUUUGACGUGUUCUAUUAUUGAGCGUAUAUCUGUUAAAUUGAUAAGGGAUGCAUUUUACGCUUCCACAGAAAAUGGCUCGUAUAUCUACAUUCAAACGUUAUCCCCUCGAAAGUACGACGAGAAGGCCAGAUUAAAAAGCCCGUGGGUGAGAGGUCCACUGCGGAUGACAUUUUUUUACUCCAUGUACGGCAGCACCAUUGAGACUCUCUCUGUAUAUGUGAUAAUCAAUGGCCGUGAAUCCAGGAUAUGGAGUCGUCAUGGGAACCGCUCAUCGCGCGAUUGGAUCAAAGGCUGCGUGGCUAUAAUCUACGAAGUGACUUAUCAGGUAGUUCAACUACCUUUUUCCCUAAGAAAACAUUAACACUAAGACUUUGGGAAAAUGGCCGAGUGAUUUUUAUUCUUCAUCGGAGAGGGCCAAAAGGUUUUCUAGGUUUUCCACUAUUUAAGUUGCAUAAGGAUCUAUAAUUCAUUACUGGACCCUAACCAUGUCGUCUUAUCUGCUCACAGGUAGUAAUAGAGGGCAUCGCAGGUGUGACUUCUGCAUCAAGUAUUGCAGUUGAUGAACUGAUUUUCAGUAAGAACCUAACUUGCGUUUCAGAUGGUGACACUACUCCAUCUGAACUCUUUAAAGGUAAUCCUGUCUUUGUGCUGCUAAACAAGAAGCAGUUUGGCUUGAACUGUAUUAAUUAGGAUUCUUUUCACUUGCAUCGAAAAUACUCGUGUCGCUUCUUAAUGAGUCAGACUGAUUUCUCAAGGCAAAAUUUCAUGGAAGAAAACGUUCCCUUCACCUAUAACCUCAAAGUAAAAUUAAAACCCUUGCUUCCCUGUAAGCGGUAAACUUAAGUUGUUCUUAAGGACAAUUGAUGUAAAUAUUAUACCAUGUAAAUUAAUCUAGCAAUUGCUGUCCGAGACCGUAUUUUAUUGCCUUUUUUUAAUGCAAUUUCAGUGAACUGCACCUUUAAAGAGAGUUUCUGUGGAUGGCGAAAUCUAUUUGCACCUUGGGAUCAAAUCGACUGGAGGAGAGGAUCAGAAAACUCAAGUGAACAAAUUGAAGCGAGCGGUAAUCUCACUGGCGAGUAAAAGACGCCACCGCUAUUGUAGUUUUAUUGUCCACCACCUACACAAAAUGCUCAACUUUAGGGGAAUUGAUGGCUUCACCACCGAUGAUAAUUCAACUUCUGCUGAUAUUUUUACCUUUGACGAAGCGGUUAUUCCUUAAUGAAAGGAAAAAAUUCAUCGAUUCAAUUGAGACGUAUUUCGGUUCAUUGUCGAAGAAAGCCAAGGUUUUUUAUAAUGUAAUAUUCACCUAUCCACUACUAAUUCUGUGCUUAUGCCUUUCUUUUCAGUAUCAAGAGGAAGAAAUUACAUUUACAUCGAAGAGUUACAAUCUGACAAAGUAUAUCAAGCCGCUCAGUUAUCGAGUCCAUUCGUUCGGGGACCAAAAUGUUUCCGCUUUUCUUAUCGCUUGUCCGGACGUGAUGUGGGAAGACUGGAUGUCUUGCUUCAACUUCGAGGGCGACAAGGAAAUUACUUAAUUUGGAACAAGUCAGGAGAUCAGGGAAGUCGGUGGAUAAAGGCUAGCGUUGAUAUUGGUUAUACUGACGAGUGUCAGGUACACACAUUCUAAAGGCAGGAAACAAUGAGAUGAUGUUUACUCUUCUAUACGUGGGUCUUACGUUUUCUAUGAUCCCGAGAAUUGCAAUCUGUAUAGAAUUAUAUCUGUCAUCGUGGUAUAAAGUAAUAAGAAGUAAUACUCCCAGUCCUGGCAGUUCCAGUUGGCCACAGGUGUUAACCCUGUCCAUAGAUAAACUUUUCAAGCAAUUAGAUUAGACUGCAUUGUCACAAAAUAAAUAAAUAAAUAAAAAGAUAUGAUUUCAAUGAUAAUUCCUAUCACAGAUUGUCCUACAAGCAACAGUUGGCAAAAACUACACAAGUCGUCUAGCCGUCUGCGAUGUCAACGUAGUUGAUGGACUAUGCCAUGACGAGAGGGAAUAUAACACCGACGUACAAGGUUCUUGUCAUGCUUCUGUUCAAAGUAUUAAAGAACCAUUUAUGAUUCUCUCGUCGCUUGGUUUUUUGAUGGUCUGUUAUAAAAUACGCAAUUUUCGAGCUUUUGUUAUAACUUUCUUAUUUGUCAACUUUACAGAUAACGGCUAUCACAUUUUUUAUUUUUAGGGAAUUGUAACUUCGAUCAUAACUUGUGCUUUUGGAGGGGUGAUUUCAAUUUCAUCUACUCAUGGAGAAGAAAACGAGGCAGGACAUCAACCUCUCAGACUGGACCCAGCGGGGACCAUACUUCAGGUAAAACGAAGUAAAUAGUACUUGUGAAAACUGGUAUUUCCGCAUGUGGGGUGAAUAACUUUAAGCAGAGAUGGAAGAUAUAAAAUUUAAUCCAAGUGGUCAUAACAUAAUACUAGUUUUCUUUCGAAAGGAUCUGGUUAUUACAUUUAUAUCGAGACAUCGGGAUCUAGAAAGAUGGGAGACACUGCAAGGCUCACGAGUCCGUGGCUGCGAGGACCACUUUGCAUGACGUUCUACUACCACAUGUAUGGCUCUUCCAUGGGAUGCGUUGCUGUGUACAUAAGACAGGCUGCAAAUAGAUUACAACCGCUUUGGCUUAGGACUAAGAAUCAAGGAAACAGAUGGAUUCAAGGGCAAGUUAGCAUAAACGAUACUUCAAGUUAUCAGGUGGGAUGUCACUAUUUGAAUCAUAGCCUUUGCUCAAGGUGGCUACAGUCAGAAUAGAUUUAUCGUUUCCGCUAUAAAGUGAGUUCUUAUAUGACUUCUGCCAUUUUAAUUUCGCUGUUAAUUAUAACAGUCUUCCAAAGUAUACAGAUUUCGUUGGAAUUUAUCAAUCAAAGCAUGCAUUACAUAACAGUCUGACAGGUUUAAACCUCAGGGAGACUAAACGCUGGCUGCGACAUCGUUCUCUGGUGGAAACAACAAACAGGAGAGCUUUGAUAUACAACACACGUUGUCUCUCAUCUUGUUUAAGUGAGAUCGCAAGAUAGCUUGGAAGUCUCUUUUUCUUUGUCAUUUCUAGAUAAUAAUUGAUGGCAUCACAGGCACAAGCUAUCGUGGAGACGCAGCCUUGGACGACUUCACGUUUCAACACGGACUUUGUCACCAAUUAAGUACGGCAAUAUCAAUAUCUUUUUCCGAUUCAAUAGAAAAUCAUUUGGGCACACGAUAACGGCGUUUACUUAAUUUUUUAUCUUUCGAGCAUUAUCUUAAUGUAGUUUUUUCAGUUUUGUGUAUCGUGGAGACGCAGCCUUAGACGACUUCACGUUUCAACACGGACUUUGUCACCAAUUAAGUACGGCAAUAUCAAUAUCUUUUUCCGAUUCCAUAGAAAAUCAUUUGGGCACACGAUAAGGGCGUUUACUUAAUUUUUUAUCUGUCGAGCAGUAUCUUAAUGUAGUUUUUUCGGUUUUGUAUUUGUUGAGUAGAAAAACAUGAUCCAUGAUUCCAUUUGAAUUUAUUAUUUUAGGUAAAGCAACGUUCUAUGUGUCUUCCCUUAAGGGAAACAAAUUCAGAAUAUCCACAAAACCUUCUGGAGACAAUCUGUACUUCGACGAAUUCUUAUUCGCUCUCGAACAUCCACGAGGAAAUCCGACAGAGAAGACUUAUUUCAUCUACCCCCAUUCAAAGGGACACAGCUUCGUUACCACAAAGCUAGAUAUUUCUAAUUAUGAUAACUAUCCUUUGGAUGUUGUUGUCCUCAACCACAAGGAGUUGUCACUGAAUUGCAGUAAGAUUUUUUUCAUUAGCAGAGAUGGGGCUGGGCCUAUGAUAACUCUUGAAGAUCCCGGUCUUAAGGAUUGUUGCAAAUGCAAGGCGAAUUUCUCUUUUUAUGCCUGCAAUGUGGUUCAAUCAGGUGAGAAAGUGACAAAGUCUGUUUAAGUUAAAACUCAAACAGAUUUCUUUAAAGUAUAUAUUUUAAGGAAACAAGUAGAUUUCUCUGCCCCCAUUAUUUUUUGCUUUUCGCGUCAUAGAAAAUCUCGAGAGAUAUUGAGGACAAGGUGGAAGAUCCCUAUGCAAAUAAUGGGAAGUCGUGUACAUGAUUAUUUUCAAUUUUAUCACUUAUAUAAAAAAGACGUGAACAAUGUUUCAAAAUAAGGCAAACGAGGAGUUGUUCUUUUAAGAGUGUGACUCACUUAUCCACACGAAUCAUCUGUUGCAGUGGUGUAUUUUAUUGGGCUUGUUUUAACUAGAGAAGUUACUAUGGGAAAAAUCCAUGAACAAUUUUUUGCAGGUAGCCGUUCUAUUUCUGGAUGUGAACCUGGUUGGUACAAACUAGGAGAAACAUGUUUCAUGUUUUACUUCCAAUCAUCGAAGCAGUGGCGGUUUUCCCGAAACCUGUGUCACAAACAGAAGAGCGAAAUCGCUAUCGUCAAUAGUGCAGAGCAACUAAAGGCUCUUGCAGAUCAGAGGAAAAAACUCCAGCGUGAAUACCACGGUCUUACACUUGGUCUUGAAAGCAACCUACGUUGGGUUUGGAUAGAUGGUGAGAAUGCAAAAAGUAAUAAAAACCUAUGGGGACCAUGGCAGCCAAGCGGAGACGGUAAAUGUGGAACUUUCUCAAAUGCAAUUGGAUGGAAUUCAAACUGGGCUGGGUACGGAUGGCGCUGGAAUGAUCUAUACUGCACGAGCCGUGAAGGAUAUAUUUGUGAAGAACCGUUAGGUAUGCGUUUUAUAUUGGUGGCUGGUAUAUAAAGGUGAUUUAUUGUUUGUUGAAAUUCCUCCGAACUACUUUUUUCAAAAAGAAUUCUCGCCACAGUCAUUUAUGUAGCUUAAAGACUUUUCUCAUCUGUUCAAUUGAAAGACUAUGGAGGAAUAUUGUUGAACUAUAACAAAUCUGUUUCUUUUCCAAGAUGUCCCCUUACCAGUGGCUCUCUUUUCUACAAGUCGCACCGAUGGAGUUGUUGACCAGAAUCCAAAUGGAGCCACCAAAGCAGUAUCUAAUAACAUCACCCUGACGAGAGGUCCCUUGGGUAAUCCAGUUGGUUCCUUUCUCUUCAGUGAUUUGAAUAACAGUUACGUGGAAGUUGAAAAUGAUGGAGAACUCGAUACAAGGUUUUCGAUGAGUGUUUUUGCAUGGGUGCACCCUAACGCGUCUGCCACUCGUGCUGGUCCAAUAUAUGAUUACGGUUGUUCGAUGUGGGUUUUUCCUUCAACUUGGGGACUUGAAAUUCAUUAUAUGGUUAGAGAUCGUUCUAAGAUUCACCUAUUGCGUAAGGAUGGUGUUAUUAAAAUAAAUGAGUGGAAUUUUAUAGGGACCACAUACGAUUAUCACACGGGCGUUGCGUCUGUGUGGGUAAAUGAUGGCAUGGUCAUAAACAAGUCUAUUGGAUCUAACGUGGAACUGGCGACUCAAGGAAAUCUUACGAUAGGAGCGUCUAACAACCGUGAGGUUCAAUUUUAUGGCAAAGUUUCCUGCUUGCAGUUCUACGCUCAAGCAUUGUCCUUGGAUCAAAUUAUGAAGAUAAAGACAAGAUGCAAUCAAACCAGUAAGCAUGUCUAAUAGAUGUUUCUGUUUGGGGCUUGUUUUCUCAAAAAUACAAAAUUUAUUCCCAGUGGUAUUGUUCCAAGAACCAGGCGAUUUUUAUUUUAAUUGACCUUGGUGUGUUUCGUGUAUCAGUCUCUUUUAGAAUGGAGUGGCGUUUUAGCCUCUCUUUUUCUUUUAUUGUUCUUUUCAUGUGUCUCUCCCUUCCUUCUCUCGAUUUCUUUGAUUCAUCUAACCCGCCCUUGUAGGCAAUGCCCGACAUGCAGCUGCAUAAUUUACAGACUCGACGUGAGCCACUUAUUCUUGAAACGUUUACAGGUUUAGAGACACCUCUUGAGGUGGUUCUGUCAUCUGUGGUCUUUUAUACAUAAUAGGAUAACACUUCACUCAACUCAACUCGUCAACCUGGUGCCCUUGGAAUAGUUUUUCUUAGUGUAAGUCAGCCAGGAACUAUACAUGACCUUGAAGAUUUAUUCUAACUUAAUACAUUUGUACCUUUAGUAUUACCUACGACUCCACCAGAUUACAAAAAAGUGGGAUGCUAUCGAGACACAAACAAUCGUGCAAUCCCAAAAUUAGAAGACGCUGACCCUUUGUUGCUCGGUGCCUACCAGGACCGUGAAAACGCAAUCGAAAAGUGCGCCCUCGCAGCUCGAAAAAGAGGUUUUCGCAUGUUUGCACUUCAGAAUGGCGGAUGGUGUGCAGCCAGUGUAACAGCUGAAGAAACGUUUAACAAAUAUGGUGAGAGCAAUCAUUGCCGAGGCGAUGGCAAAGGAGGACCCUGGUCAAACGAUGUUUACAUUAUUCAAGGUUGGUCGAUUUUAUCAACGUAACGUGACAAUUUGUGUUCCAUAACCUAAUAAUUAAGGAUUUCUUCUCGUAUUAUCGAGGAAAAAAGAAUCCAUUUCCGGACAAUUCUAACAGAUCAAGAAAAUGGGCACUAAAGCCAAAAAAAAAAAAGACACUGGCUAAAGAGAACGAUUUGUUUAACUUCACAAGUCGUGGUCGCAGUUGUUGGGCAGGACUUGAAAUAGCGGACUCCGUGACAAGGUUUAAGGUUUAAGGUUUUACCUUACCUUCGUUUGUAAAGUUAGUCUUUGGAAUCUCAAAACUCUCUCAGUUACAUGACUUAAUGUGUACUUUUUAAAGACGGCUUUAGAAAAUAAAUGGUACUUCUCUUUUACAAGGAAUAAAAGGCAUUCGACUGCAGCGACCAGGAUAUCCCGCCUUAUGUACCCCUCGUUAAAAAAAAUGUGAUUUUCAUUUAAAUCACAUUUCGACAACUCAUUUCAAAUCUGUAAGAGAAAACGAAAUCAGUCGUUUUAGUGGUAAUUAAUUUAUGACUCGCGCAAACUUGUCCUAUUUUAACAACUCCUCCUAUUUUGGUCCAUAAAAGUGCUAUUCUGUGUACGCUCUAUUAAGCUACAUGUACCAAGCUAUGAAGGUUUUCAGUGUCUUGGGCACCAGGACAAAGAAGGUAAUUGUAUAAAAAUAUCGUAUGUGAAAUCAACACGUUUAAGAAAAUGUAACAGAAUUCACAGACAUAAAUCAAUUGCCUCGAAAGCUUUCUUGACGAACAUUCGGCAUCAGAAGCGAUUUUUGAUCUAUGAUGCUGCUUUUCCUCUAAACACGUUUUUGGGUUUUCCUUGCCUUAUGCACUAAUGCUAAUUUUUGCAAAUAAGUGAUUUAUAACAUACAAACAAAGAAUAUUAUUGAAUUAGUGACUUUAAUGUAGUUCUUUUUUAUGUCGAUAGUCUAAGGUUUUUGUAGCACGGUUUCCUAGGAUCGUUGUGGUAUGGUAAAACUUUCUCGCUAAACCAGAUAUUAGCCAUGCUUUUACUAACUGAUAAAACACCAGGCAUGUCACUGAUCUGUUUAAUUGAACUCAGUUAUUUUCUAGUGACGAAAAUGUUUUACUUAAAUAGAUUAUAUCAAUGUGGGGUGCUACAGAGACUCUCCAAAUCGCGCAGUUCCGGACCUAGAAAGAACAGAUCCAGUCUUGGAUGGAAAUUUUCGUGUACGUCAGAACGCUGUUGAAAAGUGUGCUAUUGUGGCUCGCAAAAGAGGUUUCCACAUGUUUGCAGUUCAAAAUCAUGGGCAGUGCUUGUCCAGUGCUACAGCAGGAGAAACGUUCGAUAAGUAUGGCAAGAGUGAUAAAUGCAGUGACGACGGCAAAGGAGGGCCUUGGGCAAACAAUAUUUACGCAUUUAGAGGUGGGGAAUAUCUCUUUUGACACCUGCGCAAUUUAUGGGUCGAUUUGAAAUCAUUUAGUUUGGUACUAAAGCCAAAUAAGAUCAGUAAAUUAUUGAUAUCGCCGUUGAUGAGAACAUUUCAAACUUUAACAAGCCACUGUUAUCGACUGAGUAGACCCAAUACUGAAACUCAAGGCAGAACAACUCGUGAUUCCAAUUCCCUGAUAACUGUGUCAUGUAUUAUAAUCAAAAACCAUAUGGUUCUGUUGACAAGAUUUUUUUGUUUCUUUUCCAUGAAGUUUCUCAAUCAUGGUGCCGUCCGGGCUUUUUCCCCCUUCAUGGCGGUUGCUAUUAUAUAUAUCCUCCAAAAGAACUUAAUUGGCAACAGGCUCUGGAGCGGUGCAAUCGAAGUGGUGGAACCUUGGCUAAGAUAACUCGUGAGGGUUUGAGAUCUACUUUCUCUAAUUUAUUGGAAGAAAUAAGACACUUCAAGCCACAUUAUAACAAUUUCCUUAUUGGCCUGUUGAGCAAGGACGAGUGGACAUGGAUAGACGGCAGUCCGUUAAAUAGCUCGUUUUGGAAGCAAGGAUAUCCAACAACAAUUAAAAAAACCCGUGGCUGUGGUUAUCUAGCGGCUGGCUCAUCGGGAAUAAGCAGUGGUGCAUGUACAAUGAAGAGUUACCCACUGUGUCAGAAAAAAGCCGGUGAGUUGCCAUGGUCAACUCCUUAGUUAUAUGCUAACGAUUUGAAAUUUGUGAAUGCUUCUUUUUCCCUGUUUUUAAAGUAAAGUUUCAUAUAUACAUGUGUGUGUGUGUAUAUAUUGAGAUAGGAAAAAACAUAGGGACUACACUUUCAUCCCGACAAGCCUGUUUCGUGAUGAACUUACUCUUCAUGGGAUUUAAAUGACAGGAAUAUUCGUAACCAUCGUUAACAUCACAGGUUAAAGAUGCAACCUCUGCCCUGAAGAAAAGUUACUUAUUAUCUGCCAAACUGAAUUCUCAUCACUUAACAAACGCAAUGAAGUUGUGUCUUCAUGUCGUCACAAAAACAAAGCGUUGCUGCGUUACAGGUGAACAAAACAUCAAAAUUUACCGCCACAUCAAUUAGGAAAUUUUAUAAUAGCGGAGCUCGCAGAGCGUAGCCCCAUAAUUAUACAAAAAAGUAGUAACCCAUCAAGCCGAAAAAAUUUGGGCGUACGACCGUACGACCGUACGACCGUGCGACCGUACAUGGUGCUACUUUUAACAUGCGUGGUCAACUGUACCGCGGGCACACCAACGCCACGGCUUUGUCCUGUAGUCCAGUGGUCAGUGCACCGGGCUCCGAGUCGGACGACCCGGGUUCUAGUCCUGGCCGGGGCAAGGCGUUGUGCCCUUGAGACGUGAGGGGAAAAAAUGCCAGCUCCGCUUUUAGGCUUGGCUAAAUCUAUUUAUUAUAUUAACGAUGGUUACCAUGAUCAUAUGUGUGUGUAUAUAUAUAUAUAUAUAUAUAUAUAUAUAUAUAUAUAUAUAUAUAUAGGAAGUCUGCAAGUCGAUUUUCGCGUGGAACAGUGCUCAAUACGUUGAAGCAGAGCAGAAUAAAUAUUAUGAGAGGAAAAAACGACGCAACUACAUAUCCCGACAAGCCUGUUUCGUGAAUCGCUUCACUCUUCAGGGGUUUAAUGUCACUCUGAAGAGUGAAGCGAUUCACGAAACAGGCUUGUCGGGAUAUGUAGUUGCGUCGUUUUUUCCUCUCAUAAUAUUUAUAUAUAUAUAUAACUAACUGCUGACAGUACUGUUUCGGCCUUCUGGGCCUCAUCAGUGCAGUGCUGAUGCUAGGAUGGAGGUAAGGCCAUAUAGCCAUGCCAGAGUGCUCAAACUAGAAAAACUAGUGAGCAUGCAUAAUGCUAGCAGCAAUGACUCAUCCUAGUAGAGUGCUCAAUUUGGACAUGAAAGCAAAGCUUUGUAUGCCAAAGAGCUAUAUCUAACUGCAUCCUAGAUAUAUAUAUAUAUAUAUAUAUCUAUAUGUAUAUAUAUGUCUAUAUAUCUAUGUAUAUAUGGGUUAAUCGCAUCAACUGACGUUCACGUUCUCUUUAGACCUACGUCGAGCUCCAACAGACUGAAUAUUCUGUAAUAGAGAGGGGAAUUGGGGCCCAUUAGAAACCGCAAAACCGUAGAAAAAAGUCAUCCAAAACCAAAAAACCGAAAAAACUCGAUCAAAACCGAAAACCGCAUGCAAAACUGUCAAAACCGAUAUAUUUUCACAUCCUAGUUAUUAAAACCCUGAUCGAUCCGAUACAGUGGUGACAAGUGGAGCAUACAGAGUAAACCGCACUAAUUUCAUUAAAGUAUUUGUGGAUGCCAUAGACUUGGCAUUCUUAUUUUCAUGUCCCUGCUUAAACUACAAGCUUUAUUUCGGCUGCUCUCUCGAGGACCUCGAGCGUGGUGUCUGCGAGCUCAGCAGCUGGAAACGGAACCCAGUUAAGUUGAGGAGAUGUGGCGGUAGAUUUUGAUGUUUUGUUCAGCUAUAACGCUGCAACGCUUUGUUUUUGUGACGGCAUGAAGACACAACUUCAUUGUGUUUGAAUGAAUUCAGGACGCACAAAGUCCUCCCGAGUCCUCUAUAGGAUUGAUAUUUUUACUUUGCAUCUAAACUUGUUUUUCUCUCUGAAAUUCUCGCCGCCUUUCCCCACUUCGUAAAAAGACACGACGCUCAUCGACCUUGAACUAAGUGCUCCACAUUGCAAGGUCAAAGUCUUGGGCGUCAUUCAAGACGUGUGAACCUCGUAAAGAUCACUGCGAUAUUGUCACGCAUUCCCCUCACUGACAUUUGCGUUUAGCGAGAUCAGUGGAGCGCGUAAUUGCUGCUCAGAUCGAAGAGAAACCGAAACGCAAAUAGGUCAAAUAGGAAAAACCGAAAACCACAUCGGAUAUCAAAUCCGAAAACCCGUUGGUAUUUUUUCGUGAAAACCGAAAACCAAAUGCUAAAAAAUGGAAAAUCCUUAAACAUCAAUGAACUCCAAAACCGAAAAACCGAAAAACCGAUCUAAAAAAAUAACCAAAAUCGCAAAACUGAAAAUCCCAAUGCCCCCCUCCCAGCAGUAUCUGACUUGCCGACUGAACCUUCCUCUUUAUACUCGUCCUUGAAAUUUUGCAAACCUUUCGAACAUUCAUAUCAAUUAAAAAGUUUAAUUGCCAGAUAUAACUGUGACAUUUUUACUAAAUUAUAGAAGUGUCAUUUUCAAACCGGAGUUUGAUAAGAAGUUCAAGCAUGUUGCAGCCAUUUGAACCUAUCCUGGCCAUAGAUCGAUCUUACUCUACUUGCUUUCGUUCUUUGAAGGUAAGUAAUGACACUGGUUGCUUAAUUGACGUGGUAAAUCUGUUGUUGAGUUUCUCCUCUUCUGGAUCGAAAGCUGCAAUAGCAUUUUCUCUCAUUUAGUGAAAAUGGAUGGACCAGAAAUAUCAUCUGUUCUGGCUUGACCAAAAUACUUUUUUUCCGUGUUUUAUACAUCGCUUUUUACGCUCUUGUGGGUUUAGGAAUCAAAUCCCUGGUGGCAAGCAACCCUUGACAAACCGCUGUAUGUCGUUUCUGUUUCAAUAACCGACAAAAUCGAUUGCUGUCCACGUGACUCUGGAAUCAUCAAUGUUAGUGUGACAACCAGUCAAUCUGGCUUGUCUCCAACGUGUUCCAAAUCGAUGGCGUAUCAUGGAACGACACAUGAAUUCAUUUUUGAUUGCUCACCACCCGCACUUGGAUAUCAUGUGAAAAUAACGUUGACGGGUGAUAAUGUCACGUUAGUUCUCUGCCAUGUUGUCAUAGAAACAGUUGGUAAGUUAUUAAAAAUUCCUUCAUUUAUUUAUUUAUGUGUUUUUGGUGAGGGAGAGAAUGAAGGAAAUCUAGCUUAUUUUAAAUUCUUUGGUAUCAGCCUUCGCACUUGCUUAUAAUAUUUUGAUAAAGAGAUGAGCUAACAUGACGUAAGAUUAUUCCAUUCAUCUAUUCCAGUUUACUUUGGCCUGUUUCAAGUAAAAGUGGACGUGAGAGUAAACACAUUUGUUCAAUGUUUGACUUAAUAUAGAGUCGACCCGAGAGUUACACGGAGUUUUGCGUGAAGGAUGGUACAAUAAAUACGAAUAUGACUCCAAAAAGACGUCAUCUAUGCGUGAACAUCCUCUUAUUCAAGGUCCACCUGAAAGCCGGAUUAUUUUGCGAGAUUUUGAUGCGCCAAUAAAUCUGGCAGAGAACUAUGUUCAACGAUUGACAAGUUACCUACAGGUAGAAUCUCAUCAAAGCAGAUAUAUUUUUUGCACUCACCUGAGAUCAAUUGUAAGGUUUUUGAUGCGCUGUAAGUUACACUUUUCCUUCCGAAAAGUAGGGAGUAUGGCAAGUCAAAGGUAGUAUGAAGGAAUCACUGCAAUCAUGCCUUUUUGACAUGUUAAGAUUAAUUUCAUUGUCGGUGUUGCUGCCGUUUAUGUUGUUGGUGCUAUCGCUUUUUAAUUGAAAAAAUAUAUAUUUGUUAGAAUUUGACCGAACAGGCCAAUUAUGAAAUCCUGUUUCAGGUUUCUCUGAGCGGAAAUUACACGUUUUAUGCGGCGUGCGACGACAUGUGUGAGUUAUGGAAGUAUGAUGUCACAGAGACAGGCAUCAGAAGAGUUGAAAUAGAAUCUGGGGAAAGUGUGACGCCAAUUGUUUAUGUUAAAAGAUGGACACAUUAUCACCAAUGGGACAAGUAAGUGAUGUGCAAGCAGUACAUUACUAUGAUAAUUAUUUUAGUGACAUUUUUAGUUGUUAUUAGAACUGAUAUACUCUAAUUACUUUGUUAUUGAAGGUACCCAGAGCAAACAUCUCAGCCAAUCGUCCUUAAAAAGUGUCGCUUUUAUCGAAUAGUGAUCUUCGGUAGAGAAAAAGGCGGCAACGAUCACAUAUCUGUGGGCAUGCGUAACCCAAAUGGAGAAUAUGAACGGCCUAUUACUGGGGAAAGACUGUUUUGGACUAAACCAGGUAGGGAUAUUCUGACUCGUUUAUUCGGUUAAAGCGGGAAAAUGAAGCGAGAAAAACAUGAACAGAAAGUGCUCCACAAUCAUAAAAAAAAGAAAAACAAGCACACACAGAAACAAGACAGACUGUUUAAUAAAACGAGAUACCUAUGUCUCUCUCUUGGACCCAGACAUCUUUAUCAUGAAGCUGGAGCUCAUAACUUCUCCUGGGAGUUACUGGAAUUUCCUUUUGUUCGGUGCCACUGAUUAAACAAAGAAACAGAGGAGAAAAGACAUGUAGUAGGAGACAAAUAUCUUCAUUUCCAAUGCUUUUUUCGACUGAAGUGUAAAAUUUUAUUUCUCUUCAAAGGGACGCGUAAUUUAGAAAUGUCACUUAAGAAUCACAAGACAUCGAUAUCUGCCUUUGUUGGGUCAAAUUUACUCAUAACAGGUUGGUUUUCUGAUGUUUUUCUACAUCUUCAAGGAUUCCCUCACUUUUAUUGAAAAUAUGGGGAAUCGGAGAGAUUUUAAUGAUCAUGUGGGAAUCACCCCCUCUAAAGGAAGUAGGAGCUCUCUACUAUCAUGAAGGAUCUUGAUAAUAUAUAAUAGUACUUAAAUACUUAUGAAAAAUAACGUUUUCACUCAACGUCAUGGUGGCCAAAAGUUUUACUAACAGUGAAAAAGCGGCCACUUUGGUGUCCAAAUUACAAAAAGAAAAGAAAUUGAAAGAAGCAGCUUCUUUUGUUCCAAUUUCUUUACAUAAAUCAUCGUCAUGUGAUUGAAAAAAGUUCGUGGCCCGUACUAUGUGACGUUUCAGAAAUAUAUCAAUUAAAGAAUACCUUUUAAAGAGAUUUCUAGGGAGUCUCCUGGAUGAGACGCAACACUGCGUCGAAAAAGCCUCAAACAACCUUUCCAUAAGCAUUUGAUGAUUGCUAACUCGGAAGGCGUGGUUAGGAUUCACUUUACGAGAGAAGGACGGUAGACUAUCAGUAUAAACUUGUGAAAGGGACUUUUAACUCGAUGAUCAACCAGUUUGCACUCAUAUUUUGGGAGGCAACUGAAGAAUCUCUUCUCAUAAGUUUCAGUUUCGCGAAGAAUUGAUGUAUACAAUAGAAUAGGUUCAUCUUACAACAUGUUUGGCCAAAUUAUAGGAUAUUACAAGUUUUGCUGUGAGGGAGUCUAUUGUCCUGAUUGCCCACUGGAACUGAACAUCUCAAGCCUCGGACAAAAUCUGACAGUGAACUCAGCAGCGAGCCUGUCCUGUGUUAACACAUCAUUUGAGGUAGUUUUUAACACGAUUGGUCAACCUGGAAAUUUUAAUGUGAAGGUGAGAAGCUCUCAUUUAAUUAGCGAUCAUCAUUUAAGUGAUGACUCCCACUACAAUUAUGGCAACAAAUUCACAAGAAAUCAUGCCAUAUUUAUUUGUAAAAUUUGGCAAGAAUAUGAAUCAUGAUUAAGCAAACGAAUGAUAAACUUUGAAAUUGUAGGCUUUGUUUUUCCUCAGCGUUUUGUUUUGGUUUUAUUCAUUUUUAUUUUCUUGUUUUAAUCAACUUGUCAUCGGUAAAAGUAGAAACCCAUUGGUCUUUAUCUAUCUAAGAGUGUGUCGAUCCCGUCACCUUAAAAAUAAAAGUAAAACAUAUGUAGUCGAAACUUUGUGGCCCACACUACAUCUUGUGACAAACGAGAGUAGUGCAUUACUUGUGCAUUAACCAGGUUGGAUGAAUACAAAUCUUUUAUUUGAUAAGAACCUAGCCCUUAAGGUAAAGCAAAGUGGUGCAUGCACGAAUGAUAAGCCUUUCUUCACUGUAUUAUGUAAUAUUUGGAAGUAGUACCUAACCCAUGCGUUGUGAUUAUUUUCAGGCCAGCUAUUCAUUCGCGGAUCAUCCAGAGGAGAUUCUCGAUGAGCGAGUUUUGGGACAAGUAGAUCUAAAAGGUAUCUCCUUUUGCACCAUCUUAUAGGAAUACAAGAAUUACUGUGUUUGUGUGAAUCCACUGUGUUGCUCUUUGACCACUGCUAACUGAAAUUUAUUUUUUGGUUUUCCUCAAAAGCGGUGGUGCUAGAAGAAUGCUACUUCGAGUCUGGAAAAUGCGACUGGACUAGCCCACAUGCAAAUUCCAAGUGGAAACUCUUUCCUGGUACGAAAUCUAUAAAAUACCUCUGUAACCUUUAGUACUUAAGAGGAGAAGGGCAGCACUGCGAGCAACAGUUAUGAUUUUAUAAUUGACUCGAUUUCAUGCUAGAAUAAAUUAUUACGCUACAAAUCACUCCCUAAAAGAAAUAAUGUUUGAAUUAUAGGGCUGAAGUUAAGGAGAUCUGAACCCAGCUGUCAAAGACUAUGAUCCUAAAUUCAGAAUCUUUUUGGUCGAACAUCAUUACUGAUAGAAAAAAAUAUUAAAAAACAUUUUAUGCUAUGAAAUUUACUUUACAUAUUUUUAUAUGGCCCUUACAAAGCGCAGUUACAGAGUCCACUAUUACCAUGGGAACCCUUUCAUCGAGUGGUUGGCUUGUGCUUACGGUUUACUUACCGUAUACCUGUUAAAUCAAAGUCAACCAUAAAAGUUCUUCUACGAGAACCAAGAAAAGAGGAGCCAAUUUUAGCAUGGCAGCUUAGGGGAUACCAUGGCAAAGAAUGGUCAGCGGCAGAGGUGUCUUUGCCCGGCGCUACAGCAGUUCAGGUCUGUAAGUUAUGACGAUUAAAUUUAUUUGAUUGAAUUCUUCAUUAAUUUCUGGAGUUCAUAUUUUAUCACUUUCCUUACGAAUCUUUGAUAUUUGCUAUGACAGGUGAUGAUACGUACUUCAUUAAUCUCUUUGUCUAGAUUAUAUUUGGGGGAGAAGGCCUCCUUCAUAACCAAGUAAAUGCAGCAAUCAAGAACGUGAUUGUAACUACCGAGAAAUGUGGCUUUCUACCAUACUUUGCAAAACCAGGUUAUAUUUGCCGGUUCUCUUCUCUUUACUUUUUUGUUUAUUGCUGGUUUGGAGCAUGACAAGAUUUUGUAAACCUUUAACAAAAAGAGAGAAAAAAGAACUAUUAUCACAAACAUCACUGAUUCUUUGAAUUCACAUAAAAUAAAAGGGCAUAUUAAGUUUGCAUGCAUUUGAUGGAUGAUGAAGAGAAAAGAAAGGAAAAAAUCAAAUGUUUUCUUAGCUCUCAGUGAUCACAUUGGAUUUUCAGGUUUUAGUUGCGGGAAUAAACAGUUUCAAUGCAAGAAUGGUGAAUGUGUGAAGAUAAAUUUGCGAUGUGAUGGCGACUUUGCUUGUACCGAUAAAUCAGAUGAAGAAAAUUGUGAAUGUCACUCCAAUAAGUUCGCUUGUCUGGAUGGAAUAUGUCUUCCAGCAUCAGCUGUAUGUAACGGUAUAAAUGACUGCUCUAAUGGAGAUGAUGAAAAUAACUGCCGUGAGUAAAUGUACCUUUGCCAUCUACUUUUUGAGUCUUGAUUUAAUUAGAGUGACACUCGCUAUUUGCCCUUCCCAUCUGUGUUUGCUGAGUUGCAUUUCCACAUAGUUUGGAAUUACUGCUUUUUAGGAAAUAAGUGCCCCUUUAAGCAUCACUGUCUUGAUGGAUCAUGCAUUGCUUGGUCAGGGACCUGCAAUCGAGAGCCUUUCUGCAAGGAUGGAACUAACACUCCAUCAGUAUGCGGUAAGUAAGGCACAGAAAACUUCUUAACCAAUAAGGUGUAUUUUUUGAAGACACGUUUUUGUAUCGAAGGCCUGAGAUUUCAGGCCUCUGUUUUGAUCUAGUCAUAAUCCAUUUAUCACUGAAAGAUCACAAAAUAAGCUAUGUGAGCCAUAAAUGGACAUGAUUAUAAGAAGUUAGAGAUAAAAGCUGCGUCUUCGUGAAAUCAUGGUUAUUAACUUUGGUUCUACAAGCGUAAUGGACGACAACGAUGUUUCUGAAAUGUUCUAAUUGCGAGAGGUGUCCAAUAUGUAAAUUUUUGUCUUUAUCGAAUUCUUAUGAACUAGUGAAGACAAAUGAGAAUCUUCUGGGGAGGGAAGCUUUCGUUUCGGUGGAACCAAAUUCUCAACAACUUAUUGAUUAUGUCGUCCUCAAUUGGCGGAAUUAAUCCUUGAAGCUUGACAGUGAAGUUAGUAGUAUGUUUCAUGGAGUCAAUAAUUUCCAUUGCAGGAUCUGGGAAAUGCCGCCUUAACGACUUAGCGUGUUCAGCCAAAGAGUCCAAAGCACCAACAAGAUGUAAAUCUUUCAGGAGUAAG